Daphnia carinata is the source of this 1875-nucleotide messenger RNA. RefSeq lists its product as uncharacterized. NCBI's taxonomy places the organism in Eukaryota, Metazoa, Arthropoda, Branchiopoda, Diplostraca, Daphniidae. Gene Ontology annotation, biological process: DNA integration. The transcript is spliced from 3 exons. Gene Ontology annotation, molecular function: nucleic acid binding. The record is from RefSeq and is a predicted model, not a curated record. Bases 1 to 1875 code for a protein of 624 amino acids.
AUGACGUCUAGUUGCGACCCUACGGAUCACGACGAAGAUGACCGGUCUGAACGUUCACACACGCACAGUCAAGCCAAUCGACCCCACAGUAGCUGCUGCAGCCGACUACAACCUCCGAACUUCAAGAUCCAGCCAUUUGACGGCAACCCGAAGAAUUACGCGCGAUUCAAGGCCAAAUUCCAGGCCUUGUAUGAAGAGUACGAAGAUUCUCCUGUUCUUCUUUUUAUGUUAGAGGUGCUAGCCGAAGAGGUACGAAACGAAAUCGGUGAAUGUCUGACCGAUGGAACAAUGUACUGUGUGGUGUGGGAACGUUUGGACGUGAUCUACGGCCGAACUAAGAUCAUGGACCAGACAUACCUCGACGACCUUCUACAGGUCCCGCCAUUGAAGAGCUUAGAUGCUGCCAGCCUCAAGACUUUCGCAAACCGUCUUCAUGGUGCAGUAGCCAUGCUCUCCAAGUCGAAGUAUGCCCAUAAGCUACACAGCCGUACCACCUUGAUGGCCCUGGAAGCAAAAUUAACGCCUUACCUCAACGAUAAGUGGAACGAGAAACGUAAAAAGACAGGAGUAGAACUGAAUAUUUUAGACCUGGACGACUGGGAGUUGGCCUUUGCUGAAGAAUGCUACGCCCUUCGCAAGAAUCUGGAACUACCACACUCAGAUCAAAACUUCGCACCUUCCAUCCCUUCUUGGAUGAAGUCGGACAGAUGCGAAUUGGCGGAUACACAUGCACGUCAAGACAGAAAGAUUACAGACCUACGUUCACGCUUUUGGAUACUUUCUGGACGCAAAGUUGUAAAAUCUGUCAUCAACAACUGCUGGCCUUGCAAACGGACUUCGGCGAAACCUAGUCCUCCGUUGAUGGCUUCACUACCAGUUCAUAGUUUAACACCCCAUCUGCCUGCGUUCACGUACACAGGGAUCGACUAUUUUGGACCCUUGACUGUACGAGUUGGUGGACGGGGACGAAGACAUGAAAAACGUUGGGUCAGCCUAUUCACGUGCUUCACCACACGAGCAGUUCACCUGGAAGUGGCCAACGGGCUCAGUAUGAAGGAGUUCUUACUCUGCUUCUCCCGUUUUGUUAGCCUACGUGGAAAACCCAAGGUCGUUUACAGCGACAAUGGGACAAACUUUGUCGCCGCUGAGCAAGAGUUACGACAAGCCCUAGAAGAACUUGUUGCUAAACACGAAGAACUUCAGACGUUAAUGGCUUGCCAACAAAUUGAGUGGCAUAUUUCUCCACCCCACGGACCCCACUUUGGUGGUGUUUGGGAAAGAAUCGUACAGUCCUGCAAAAGAGCAAUGAAAACCAGCAUCGGUAAUUGCCUAGUAACGGACCAAGUACUACGAACCGUAAUCGCUGAAGUGGCAGCUUUGUUAAACGCCCAGCCGUUAACAAAUCUUAGUGUGGACCCAGAAGACCCGGAUCCGUUAACGCCAAACCACUUUCUAUACGGUGGAGCUCGGCCAUACUUGCCCCUACAAUUGGCCGACGUGGAAGACAUGAACGUUACCAACAAGCAGUUUCAGCAAAGUCAAGCCAUCCUUCAGCACUUUUGGAACAGAUGGCUACGUAAAUACGUUCCACACCUAACAGAAAGGAGAAAAUGGCAAGAAAACAGACCUAACGUCACCGUGGGAGAUUUAGUGCUGGUAAUCGAACCAAAUAACUUGCGUGGGCAGUGGCCGAUGGGAAAAGUGCUUGAGGUCAUUCCCAGCGCCAUGGAUAAUGUCGUCCGAGUAGUAAAGGUGAAGCUCAGCAACAAUCCAAAACAAUGUAUUCGGCCGGUGGCCAAAUUAUGUAUCAUGGUUGCGGCAAAGGUACAAGAAGUUUACGCAAAAGAAGAAAAAAAGGAAUCUUCCACAGUGUAA